Molecule: messenger RNA, 1096 nt
Organism: Fusarium redolens
Lineage: Eukaryota; Fungi; Ascomycota; Sordariomycetes; Hypocreales; Nectriaceae
Exons: 1
Coding region: 413-892 (159 amino acids)
Source: RefSeq, a predicted model, not a curated record
CGCGUAUUUUCCCAUCGUGAUCACUCUCCUAUAAACAUUGUUCUCUAUACGGUACACAUAUGGCUCCACGAGCACGCACUGCCAGUCGGUUCAUGCCUUCAGUCUCGGCUAAACGUAAGCGCGACGUCAAAGACAGCGGGAAAACUCAAGAUUUCGAUGAAGCAAAUGAUCCGCCCAUUCGUCCUAAGAAGGCUGCCAGGACCGCUAGCUCCACCAAACCCAAAACCACAGUCCCCAGCGCCAGUAAGGAUGCGGAAAAAAUCUACGCUGACGCCCUCAAAGCCCUCGACAAGCGCGUCGACGAGCUGGACAAGAAAGUCAAGGUCAUGAGUGGCAACAGUUCGGCGAUCACAAGCGCCAAUUAUGCCACCUCCGCCCGCAAGCACAGGGCGCCAUCAAGAAGUUAGUCGCCAUGGACACCACACUGGCGUUCAAUCUACUGCUCAGCAUGGCUGAUGCGUCACACACUGACCUCGACGCCACGUGGAAGAUGUGCGGCACCCCGUGCGACAGCAGCAUCCCGACAUUCAAACUGCUGGAUGAGGCACUUUUGCCGCUGAUUGAGGCGCGGGAGAAACCUGCCUGCCUGGCAGAUGGGUUGCCGGAGAUCCCCAAGCGGUGGACGUUGAAGGAUGCGGAUGUGGGCGUGUUCAAGACUGGGAGGCCGAACAAGCAGCAACGCGGUCAGAUGUACCGCCAGAAGCUGGCGUGGGAGAAGAAUAGGCGACAGGCCAGAAGGGAGCGUAGGGAGAAGACAGAGGACUGGGUCAAGGUUACGUUGAGUGAUUUGCUUGAGGAGAGAGAUUAUCUUAGUGCGUAUGGUGUGAAGGGAUAUCUGCCAAAGAGCAUUGCGAGGUUGGAGGAGCUGCUGAAGGAGGCCCGGACGGUUUGAAUUUGGUAUGCCUGCCACCUCUUUCGGGACGGAAUUCGCGGCUCGGCCAAGGCAAACGAUGAGAUUGAUUCUCUGGGCCCGCCUAGUACCAUCGAUGCGGGAGAAAACCAUGGCCAGAAGAACAGUAAAACUAGGUACCUCAUACGACUCUUCGGGAAAUACCGGGUCGUUCAAUGUAGCAAUAGCGGAACAAGCUUGGGAAAU